Molecule: messenger RNA, 2622 nt
Organism: Meleagris gallopavo (turkey)
Lineage: Eukaryota; Metazoa; Chordata; Aves; Galliformes; Phasianidae
Gene: CTNNA3
Product: catenin alpha 3
Biological process (GO): cell migration; cell-cell adhesion
Cellular component (GO): adherens junction; fascia adherens
Molecular function (GO): beta-catenin binding; actin filament binding; cadherin binding
Source: RefSeq, a predicted model, not a curated record
UUGAUGGAGAUCCCUGUGUACCUAGAGCUUUCCAAAGGCAAGGAAGAAUGGUCAGUCAUUUGUUCUCUUACCAUCAGUGCCUCUAGAAUCAAGCAGCAUUAAGAGGAAUUCUUCACAAAGCUUUUUCAAGGAUUUUUUGUUAGAUUCUUCAUUUGGAAGGCGAAAUGUCAACCAAAGUACCAAACAUUAAACUGAAAAUUGAUCCUCAGGAUCUGCAGAUCCAGACCUUUACAGUGGAGAAAUUACUGGAACCACUUAUAAUUCAGGUUACAACGCUAGUGAAAUGUCCACAGAACCCUUCUGGUAAGAAAAAGGGACGUUCAAAAAGAGCUCGUGUCUUGUUAGCUUCUGUGGAAGAGGCCACUUGGAAUCUAUUGGACAAAGGGGAAAAAAUUGCCAAGGAAGCAGCCGUCUUAAAGGAGGAACUUCAUGCAGCACUGGCUGAUGUUCAGAAAGAAAGUCAAGCUCUAAAGAUAUCAGCAGAGGCUUUUACCAGUGAUCCCUGCUAUUUGCCUAAGAGGCAGGCAGUUGUCCAAACAGCACGAUCUCUUCUUACAGCUGUUACACGGCUUCUUAUUCUGGCAGAUAUGGUUGAUGUGGCAUACUUACUGGAACAUUUAUCUGUGUUUCAAAGAACUUUUGAAACAUUAAGAAAUGUAUCCAGUAGAUCUGAUCUACAAAAUACCUACCAGAAGUUUCAAAAGGAUCUGGAAAACCUAGAUUAUUUGGCAUACAAACGUCAGCAGGAUUUGAAAUCUAGUGAUCAGCGAGAUGAAAUUGCUGCAGCACGUGCAACCCUGAAAGAAAAUUCUUCUCUUCUUCAUUCAAUAUGUUCAGCUUGUUUGGAACAUUCAGAUGUUGCAUCCCUUACAGCCAGCAAGGAUUCCAUUUGUAAUGAAAUACAAAAUGCCCUCAAUGUAAUUUCUAAUGCUUCCCAAGGAGUUGGGAAUAAAAAGGGACAACCUGCUUCUUACAGAGCUACUCUAGGAAGUGCACUUGACGAGCUUGAGCAUUUGAUUAUCCAGGACCCUCUUGUAGUGAAUGAAGAGAAAAUAAGGCCAUCGCUAGAGAAACGUUUGGAAGCUAUUAUCAGUGGAGCAGCUUUGCUAGCUGAUUCUUCCUGCACACGUGAUUUCCAUCGAGAGCGCAUCAUUGCUGAGUGCAACGCUAUCCGUCAGGCUCUCCAAGACCUGCUUUCUGAAUACAUAAACAAUACUGACAGGAAAGAAAGAAGUGAUGCUUUGAAUACUGCAAUAGACAGUAUGUGCAAGAAGACAAGAGAUCUUCGCAGACAGCUUCGUAAAGCCAUUAUAGAUCACAUCUCAGACUCCUUCUUAGAUACCACAGUUCCGCUUCUAGUUCUCAUUGAAGCUGCUAAAAAUGGAAGAGAAAAAGAAAUAAAAGAGUAUGCUGCUAUAUUUCGAGAACAUACCAGCAGACUUGUGGAGGUGCAAAUACGCUUUAUGGAACAUAUGAUCUCUCGAAGUUACUUGUAAACUCUGACUCCUGGAAAGCAGCUCAGAUGCUAGCAAACCCUACUUUCUGCCUUGGAGAACAGCCCAGGAUACAGCUGUCCUUGUGGGCUGCAAGCAUACCCUACUAAUACUAGACACUCUUUAUUUUUUUUCCCCUAAAUAACUGUUCACAUUCUCUAGAUUGAAUGCCACCCUCUGUUUUACCAUCUAGUAUCCUGAUAUCUCUUUGCAAAUCUUCAUAAGUAAUUAUUUUAUUUUCUUCUCUGAAUACUGUGGCAAAAUAAAAAUAAAAAUCAGAGGUUAGUGGGGAUGCUAUGCCCUCAGUGAGAUUUUUGGCUUACAGUUUCUGCUGAAUUUCCUCUGGACUUAUUCCUGAGGUUGGGAGGAAAAAAAAAAGCUAAAUCUCUCUGUCAGCUGUGACUUUUUGGUUAUUCUGCUGUUUUUACCAGGGCCAUGUGUUUCCUCCUCAUCCUGUUCUUGGAGGAGUAGCAGGAUCUACAUGCCUGGAUCUCACUAUGGAAUAUGUAGUACAGCUAACAGUCAAGCACUUUUGUGGCAGCCUCAUGAAGGCCAUGCUUAUGUAAACAAGUCUCUCCAUUUCUGCUUGAUAUUAGCAUUGCGCCUGUAAAACAUAGUUAUGACAUUUAAAAAAAAAAAGGGAGGGGGAAAUAGAAAGCUUUUUUUAGUACAUAAAGAUAAAUUUUGCAAUUCAACAUGUGUUGUAAAAUCAGAUGUAUACAGUCAGCUGAAAUUCUGUCCAAACAAAAACAUCAUCUGGAGAUUAAUUUCUGUAAGUAAUUUCAUUAAAAAUAUUACUGUUCCAGUUGGUCAUGCUCCAUACAACAUUGUUUAGCUGAAGUGAUGAUGCUAGUGUUGCACCAGUGAGUAAUUAGAUUAUAUCAAUUCAAAACAGAAACAAGAAAGCAUAAUAUAACACAACAUUCAUAAUGUAUUUUCAAAAUCAUCAGUGAGCCAACCUUUGAAUCAACAAUUUUCUUAGUCUAAUUAGCCCUUUGUAGAAGUUAGUACACGUUAUCGCUUUCUAUGAUUCUGUCAGUUUUAAAUUACUGCUGUUGCUGAAUUGAUUUUACUCGUAACAUUUUCAUUUGUGUGCAGAAAUUUGUAAAAUAAAUUUUUGAAUACAGAC